AUGAUUGAAGAUGGCGGCCCUGCUGACCUUUACUGCAACGCUAGUGGUGGCUAUCCGGCAGGAGCCAUUCACUGGUUUGACAGCACCAACACCAACUGGACGAAGAGCGCCACACUAGAGAUCAGAGAGAGAGAGGACAAACUGGUACAUCUGUCCAGCAAACUGACCUUCGCUAAGAUCGACUUGAGCUGGGAGUCUUUCAGGUGUGUCGUUCUCAACAGCAAAUUCGUCCAAGAAGGAGAGACCACGUCCCAUCUGAAUAUUAGAGCCAAGUACAACCCACCAUCCAUCAGCUCAUGGCCAGAAAAGAUUGAAGAGGGCGGCCCUGCUGAACUUAACUGCAUAGUGGUGGCUAUCCAGCAGGAGCCAUUCACUGGUUUGACAGCACAGACACCAACUGGACGAAGAACGCCACACUGGAGAUCACAGAGAGAGGACAAACUGGUACAUCUGUCCAGCAAACUGACCUUCACCAGCAUCAGCCUGAGCCGGGCGCCUUUCAAGUGUGUUGUUCUCAACAGCAAAUUCAUCCAAGAAGAGAGCACAUUCCACCUCAAGUUUACAGGCGAUAAAGGUCAUUCAGAUCAUUCAGGCACUAAGUGGGGCAGCAUUACUGCUGGCCUGUUAGUCAUUGGCCUCAUCAUCGUGGGACUCCUAUUCGCCCUCCUGUACCGCAGAAGACCGCCUAAGUAUCAGCAGCACCCAGAAAGAAUGACUGUCACACGAUGUUCUCCACGAAUGCCUCAAAUAGGGAAGUAGUUACUGUGCGAGACAGACUAGCCAAGCUGAAGUGUCGCAAUACUGCAGCACAGAAAUCGUACAGCUUGGCUCACUUUCCCACGGUUCUUGCAAAAGCAAGAAACCUUCAAAGCGUUCCCAGAGGACGCUCUGUCACACUCAGCUGCUAUUGAACAUCUGGAGUUACAAAGAUGAUUCAGAUAUAAACCAGAGACAGGGCUGUACAAAUGCAGGCACUUGCCGACGUUUUGGAUAUGAUGCGUUAAAAGGCUGUUGCCAUGGAGUUUUUUGAUAUAGCAUGUAAACACUUUCAAAAUGGACAUUUUGGCCCAAUCCCAUUUCUUCUUUUUACCCCUUGUUUUCGACUGUCACCCUAACUCACUUCCAAGGGGUAGUGGUUGAAAUCUUGCCCUACG
This is a messenger RNA of Colossoma macropomum (tambaqui), 1154 nucleotides long. RefSeq lists its product as uncharacterized. The transcript has 3 exons. Gene Ontology annotation, molecular function: protein heterodimerization activity; protein homodimerization activity. Gene Ontology annotation, biological process: angiogenesis; cell adhesion. The coding region runs from base 1 to 759 and encodes 252 amino acids. Lineage: Eukaryota; Metazoa; Chordata; Actinopteri; Characiformes; Serrasalmidae. The record is from RefSeq and is a predicted model, not a curated record.